Molecule: messenger RNA, 2087 nt
Organism: Actinia tenebrosa (Australian red waratah sea anemone)
Lineage: Eukaryota; Metazoa; Cnidaria; Anthozoa; Actiniaria; Actiniidae
Product: matrilin-1
Source: RefSeq, a predicted model, not a curated record
GACAGGUCUCAACAGAAUUUGAGAAACAAUGUACGCAAACAUAAACAAACUAACCCACCACCUGUUCAAUGACCCUUUUAAAAACUAUAGUUUUUAACUAUAGACGUCUUUAUUAUCAACCUCUGUCACGUUCAAUCAAAACUGCUUUUUAAAACUUGUAAAUUUGGGUAAAAAUGAUUCACCGUUUUCCCUGGGUUCAGGCUGUGAUUUAUUUGUAUAUCUUUUCUGGGAUUCUUGGACUUGACAACAAAGCAACUCCACAAGAAAAACAUCACGAUGCAAAGGACAUGAAACCAAAGAAAUCCAUUCUAAAACAGAGUACGACAUGCGUCAACGCUCAUUUAGUUUGCAAAGCACCGACACUAAAUUACCAGCAACAUAAAGAUGACAGUAAGCUGGUUGCUACAAAACAAUGCGUUCCAUUCAUCCCUUCCUGUCCCUGUGCACAAGGAAAGACAGGACCAGUUUGUAGCGCCCAUCUCGAUUUAGGUUUCAUCGUUCCUGUAUCGUCAAGAAAGAGACGGAAACCGUUUGUUGAUGUGGAGGUAUCGAGGCUCAUUAGACAAGUUGUCAGUAGAUUCAAAGUUUCUCCUAAGCAUACUGAAAUGAGUGUUGUUACUUAUGGAACAACACCAAAAAUGGCAUUCAACUUCAAUAGGUUCUCCUGCAAGAAGAAAGUCCUCCAUAGACUCCAUAACCUGGCCCAAGUGUGUCCACUUGGUCGUCCUCGCGUUGGUAAAGCAUUGUCUUAUGCUGAUGAUCACAUGUUCAAACGACCUUCGAGAAAAGCCAAGGUCAUAGUUCUCCUAACCAACCAAAGAUCGUGCGAUGAUGUCAAGACACCAGCCAGAAAGCUACGAUCCCRAGGUGUUCGAAUACUCUCUUUGGGGAUAGGUCGAUAUAUAGACGGUGCUCAGAUGGACGAUAUCGCAUCCAAACCGGCCUCAGACAAUAUCUAUACUGGCGAUAUAAAUUUUCUUGACUUGGUUACUGACAAGCUUGUGCGUAACAUUUGUUUAGGCGCAGGAGGGUUUUUGAGGAAGGAAAACUCAGCGUCCUGUUUAUGUGCACAAAACCAAACCAUAUAAGGUAACGAAAACCGGCAUUGAUCACUGGCGAUGAUGUCAUCAUAACCGCAAAUAUGUAAAUACAAUAUCGAAAAUGAAAAAAAUAUAUUUAAACUCAAUGUAACCUAGAAAGAUUUUGCUUCGCUUAAAAAGUUAUUUUAUAUUUUAGAGUUAAAUUUGUGGCAAAACAAGGGACUUGAAUAAAUCACGUCUAUCAUUCAUACUUGGUUUGUAGUUAUUACGCUAUGGAAUUCCUGUAUCUUGGGGUGUUGAAAAUCUUUCAGUCACUAAAACCAUAAACAGAAUGUAGGUAAAUCACAGCUUGCACAUGGUUUGGAAACCGCACUCUUUCAACCUUAGCUUAGUAGACCAAAACGAAGAAAGCUUGAAAAGGAUUUUGGCAUAACUCUUAUUUGAUCCUGAAAUUCUGUUGGUAUCAAAAAAGCUUACUUUUUGGAAUUAUCUCUUACCGAGGCGCUUUCAUAGGUAUCAAUGGCUGGUAUCAAUGGGUUUGAUGGACUGAUGACUAACUUUAAUAACUAUUUAAAUUCUAUCAAGUAAUUUUCGUAAUCCCACGUUGUAUUGAACUCACGAAACAUUAAAAUCAUAUUAAAAAUAUAUAACCAAUAACACUUUGCUAAAUUCAGAUUUGUUUUAUCUAAUAAAGAUUGAGUUGGGCACCCUGUGGUAGGGACAUUCAAAUAUGCCAAUGUAAAGUUUUUAAAUUUUCCACGAAACAUCAGUUAACAGUUUAAAAGCAUUGAUUUUUCAGUAAUGUUUUUCUUCGAUUCUAAUGGAGAACCACUCUGAUCAUGGAAUGAAAAGUAAAAUAGAACAGACCACUAUUUUUAUCAUCGUGUUUUUAUUAAAACUACAAUAGCAAUUUAGGGCCAAAAGGGCAUGAAUUCAUGGAAAAAAUUACAAGUUUUCUCAGCAAUGUGAUACAUUUUUAAGGAUUUUUUUAAUACGACUUUGAGUCAUAUAAGGCAUUCUAUUAAUAUUAGGAACUGUUCAGGAAUU